This is a messenger RNA of Linum trigynum, 4954 nucleotides long. NCBI's taxonomy places the organism in Eukaryota, Viridiplantae, Streptophyta, Magnoliopsida, Malpighiales, Linaceae. The record is from the annotation of a GenBank genome assembly.
ACAUCAUGCUGAUGUUGUAUAAUUUUCUAUGUUAAAUAUCCUUGUAAUUUUCUAAUAUUAUAUUUUAGAUGUUCCAUAUUAAUUAAAUUUACUAAUUCUAAUUCUCUUCUUAUAGUCGUAUUUUCUUUUCUUCAUUUGUUACAUGUUGUAGAUUUUAUUUAUUUAUUACUUGGUUACUUCCAUUCUCUUUUUGUUCUAAAUUUUCUUCAAUUAUUGGAAUAUGUUUUAUUCUUUCUGACUGUGUUUCAUUUAUCCUUCUUUGGUCUUGAUGUAUUGAUGAUCGAUUAGGUUCUAUUUUAACUAUUUUUAAUAGUACUUCUAAUUAAAUUAGCGAUUUAAAUAAAUCUUCUAAUAUUUAUUUUAAAUAUUUCUUAUUAAUUAUUAUACUCUAUAUAUUUAUUCUUCUUCUUGAUAUUUUUUUAUUAUUUUUACCAAUUUAUCUAUUUUAUUAACAAUUUUGAUUAGUCAUUUUAGUAAUAUUAUGUUUAGAAGGUUUUUUAAUUUCUAUAUUAGAUAAAAACUUCUUAAAAUACAGUUUUGGAUGUUUUUAAAAGUUUUGGGUACCAAAAAGUAAUUACAAUUGUGGGUUGGAUGAAAAACUAAACGGAUACACAUUUUGCCGACUUUAAUGGUACCUGACGCCCUAUUCAAACUUAAGUGGUAUGUCUGGCCCAAUUCUCAAGUUUAAGUGGUAGCUGAGGUAUUUUACCUGGAUUUAGUUUGUUCGGUUAUAGGGUCAAUUACAUGUGGACUCACUUAUCUUUGGAGUUACUAACAUAUUAACCACUGAACUUUUAUUUUAACAUAACCGAUUAAAUUUGUCCACCAAAUUAUUCUUGAUCAGCCUGCUGAAUCAACCAGAUGAUGAAAGCAAUGAUAAACCUUAACUUGUUGACAUAAGAAGCAAAUUUUGACCCAAAAUCGAUCAACACAUCUAUGUUGACGCAAUUUAAUUAGAAUCGAAAAAUAACCCGUGGUCACUCUAGUCGGUUCCUUUCAAUACUAAUUUGAAGGAGUAGAAACUCGGAAUACUAUUGAAAAAUGUGAAGGUCGUAUUUUCUCAUUAUAUAUAGUUUUGAAAAUCCCCUCUAGUAGAACACAAAGCUGAUAAUUUGUUAAGAAUCAGUCCAUUACAAUAACUCGAUUAAUCGGAAGAAGUUUAUUUAUGAAAUUCAUAACAUCAAUCUCUAACAUGCCCACUGAACAAAUGUCGACGAACUUGGUUUGCACAAAACUCAUCAUACAUACCUUGUGCUUAAUUCAGGCUGUUAAUAUUAAAAGUAGUGAGAAUUUGAACACUGAACCUCUUAAUUAUUGACAGUAACAUACAUAAUAAACAAUUGGUCUAUUCAAAUAAUUAAAAAUGUUAGGGCAAAGCUCGAAGUUCAUGAAUACCAAAAUGAUCCAAUUGUGAUACUUUUUAGUAAAGAUCCAAUUGUGAUACUUGAUUAGCUUAAACAGAAUAUAUUAUUAGUCGAAAGAGACCAAUACAGGAUUCUGUAUGAUUAGCUCUUUAAUUAAGAGUUUAUUUAUCUAAGUAAACCUAAUGAUAAUAUAAAGUUUUGAUGCUAUGACAAACUAUUGGUGGUUGGCCACGUUCCCAUGGCUAAGUAUCAUAUUAUUAGUAUAAUUAAUUAUUAGUAUCAUAUAAUUAAUCGGCAAGCAUACUUAAGGGGUCUGGGCAAAUACGGGCGGGUCUACCCGAAGCUUGGUGCACCCCACGCUAGCCCUUAAACCCAUUUCUUUCCCUUUCAUCCCCUCCAACGAUUCCCUGACGGCUGAGCAAGUUGGACCGGCGAAGUGAACGUAAUCUGUUAGUAUGUGAUAUAUGAUACGCGAUUGAACCUCUCCCAACAACUCGAGUUAUUGGGAUCAACUGGUUCUUGACAUGGGUUUAUUGCAAAAGAAUGGGACAUAUAAUUCUUGACUGUCGAAUAAUCGGCAAGCAUACUUAAGGGGUCUGGGCAAAUACGGGCGGGUCUACCCGAAGCUUGGUGCACCCCACGCUAGCCCUUAAACCCGUUUCUUUCCCUUUCAUCCCCUCCAACGAUUCCCUGACGGCUGAGCAAGUUGGACCGACAAAGUGAACGUAAUCUGUUAGUAUGUGAUAUAUGAUACGCGAUUGAACCUCUCCCAACAACUCGAGUUAUUGGGAUCAACUGGUUCUUGACAUGGGUUUAUUGCAAAAGAAUGGGACAUAUAAUUCUUGACUGUCGAACUAGAGAGAGGAAUGAGGCGCGUGAAGGAAAUCAACAAAGGUAUCCAUCUCGUUCCGGGAAUAAUGAUUCUCGUCCCAGCUCUUAUCAGCCUCGGUCUGGGUAUUAUAAUCUCCCUGAUCAUUAUGCUUAUGGGGCAUUUGCUGCUGAUGAUUCCGCCAAUUGGCGGAUGGGCAAUUCAUGUGACCAGUGGAGGCCAGGAACGCUUCAUGGGACAGCGCCAGGAGAAGCCAACAGCGGCCGGGGAAGUGGUCCUACGAGAAAUGGACCGGAAGGUGAGGCCAGCGCUAGCGGCGGCGGUGUGACCAUAGCUGCUGUGGAGCAAAUUGUAAACUCUGAUCGUCCUUCUGUUCGUCUGAAUUCAACAAACUAUGCUCUCUGGGACUUUCAAUUCCGGGUUUUUGUAGAAGGGAGAGGAUUGCUCAGCAUCCCUGAUGGAACGCAGCCAAAGCCAGAAGGGGCCGCCGCAUGUGCUCAAGCUAUCGCUGCCUGGAACCAAAACGAUGCUCGCGUUCGAUCAUGUUUGCUCGGACGUGUGGAUCCCUCCACCUGCCUCAGUCUUCGUCUGUAUCCGACCUCCAAUCGAAUGUGGAGACAUCUCGCGGUAAUGUAUUCUACAGUCAAUGCUGCCCGUCAAUUCGAGAUUCAACUCUCCUUGACUCGUCUAGAGCAAGGAGAUCGCACUGUUUCUGAGUAUUUUAAUGAUGCACAAGAGCUCUGGACCAAGCAAGUUCUUCUUAACGUUGCUCUCCGUCCUCAAGCUGUUCUUACUGAAGAUGCGAUUGCCGAGAAAAUGCAGACUCGGCUUCUGAACUUCUUGAUGAAAUUACGUCCAAAAUUUGAAUCUGUUCGUGCAACACUGCUGAAUCGAGACAUUCUGCAGUUUGAUGGAGUUCUCGGAACUCUUGUGAGGGAGGAAACUCGCCUAAGAACUCAGGCUUCUAUCGACGUUCGACCCGAUGAGGGAGAAGUCCUAGCUGUAGCUGCUGAGCAAGGUAAUCCUGGUUUGGGUCACAAUGCUUCUGUGUAUGCUGUAGCAAAACCCCAAUUUCAGCGUCGAGUUUACGCUACAUACCUGGAAUGUCACCACUGUAGGGAAAGAGGACAUGUGCAGAAACAUUGUAGAAGGAGGAACUUUUGUGUUGUUUGCAAAAGAAUGGGACAUAUAAUGUUUGACUGUCGAACUAAAGAGAGGAAUGAGGCGCGUGAAGGAAAUCAACAAAGGUAUCCAUCUCGUUCCGAGAAUAAUGAUUCCCGUCCCAGCUCUUAUCAGCCUCGGUCUGGGUAUUAUAAUCGCCCUAAUCAUUCUGCUUAUGGGGCAUUUGCUGCUGAUGAUUCCGCCAAUUGGCGGAUGGGCAAUUCACGUAACCAGUGGAGGCCAGGAACGCUUCAUGGGACAGCGCCAGGAGAAGCCAACAGCGGCCGAGGAAGUGGUCCUGCAAGAAUGGACCUGAAGGUGAGGCCAGCGCUAGCGGCGGCUGUGUGACCAUAGCAGUUGUGGAGCAAAUUGUAAACUCUGCAAUUAAUGCAGCGUUUGCGAUGCUAAAUGGAACUGGUAAAUCCCGCACACCUUGGCUUCUUGAUUCUGCGUGUUAUAAUCAUAUGACACGUGAUUCACAUAAUUUAAAGAAUGUGUCUCCUGUGGAAAACAUGGAAUUGAUGGUAGCUAAUGGGUCGAAGUUGAAAGUUCAUGGAAUAGGUGAUGUUGAAACUGAAGGGGUGAACUUGAAUAAUGCGUUACAUGUGCCAGCUUUAGUUCCCAAUUUGGUUUCGGUUGGUCAACUUACUGAGCAAGGUUACACUGUAUCUUUUGCUCCGCCUGGUUGUCUGUGCAGGAUUCGAAGACGGGGAGGCCAAUCGGAAAGGACAGUAAGCAAGGUCGAUUGUUUCAUCUUAAGGAACUACAUGGGCAAAGUAUUUCUUCUGGUGUCAUUGGUUCGUUGAAUAGGCCUGUCAGUAGUCUUGUGUCUUCUAAUUCUUGUUUAGUUAUUUCUAGUUCGUCGAAUAAGUUGUGGGAACUUUGGCAUGCCAGGCUGGGGCAUCCCCACUCACUUCAUCUUUCUGUGAUGUUCAAACAAUCUUUGCUUGGUACAAAAAAAUGUUAGCAUUCCUGAUUUUCAUUCAUGUACCAGAUGCGUAGAAGCCAAAACUGCCAGUAUUUCUUAUCCCUCUAGUACUACUGUUAUUCAGGAUCCUUUUCAUUUGUGGACCGGCUCCUACUGUUUCACGUCAUGGUUUUAGAUAUUUUGCUCUUUUCAUAGAUCACGCAACUCGCUAUACCUGGAUUUAUCUUCUUCGUCUCAAAUCUGAUCUUCGGGAUGUUGCCAUCGAAUUUUUAAACAUGACUCAAACUCAAUUCGGCACUUCUGUCAAAGUUAUUCGUUCGGAUCCAUGUGGGGAAUUUAGUUCUUUUCCUCUGCGCGAAGUUUAUCGAUCUCGUGGGAUUUUGAGUCAAAAAUCGUGUCCUAGCGUUUCUCAGCAAAAUGGUCUAGUCGAGCGUAAAAAUCGUCACGUGGUCGAGUUAACUAGGGCCUUGUUGCUAGCUUCUUCUGUUCCGUCCAGGUUUUGGCCUGAGGCGGUUGUCACGGCUGUCUGGUUAAAUAAUUAUCAAAUCACUCCGGUCCUGGGUAAUGCUAGUCCUUUUUUUAAAUUGUUUGCUCGUCACCCUGAUUACUCUCGACUUCGUGUGUUUGGAUGUCUUUGCUUUGUUCUUCUUCCAAAAAAGGAGCGUACUAAGU